AUGUGCCACCGCUUCUGUGGUAUUCCUUCCGCAUCUGCGAAACCUGAAGACCCUCCCCAGAUCCUCUUCUGCGAUGGCUCCGCCACUUCUGCAGCUCCACACCUGCGGAACCCAAACCGCUGCUAUGCAUUAUUAUGUAUGUCAGAAGAUUGUGAAUGGAGGUUUAAGGCUUCGAGAAUUAACAAAUCAGAACUAUUCAAAGUGAGAGAGUUCAUUGAUAAGCAUACAUGUCCGUUGAAGGACAAGGUGUAUGAGCAGCGACAAGCAAGUAGCAGCCUUAUAGGUGGUAUGAUUAGGCCCAAGCUUACUAAUCAUAAGAGGAAAUACACCCCAAAGGAUAUAAUUGAUGAUGUGAAAUCAUAUUUAGGUGUAGAUGUUAGCUACAUGUUAGCGUGGCGGGCUAAAGAGAAGGCAAUGAAUUUUUUGAGAGGUGAACCGACCCAUUGUGGUUGUGGAUGGAAGUCACCUAAAAUCUUACUAGACCGGGACAUUCGUCUCGGCCAGCACGUUGGAUGGUGCAGUUUGAGGUGUGUUGGUAAGUCAGUUAUGGCUUACGGAGAUUUAAAGUCGAUCAGGCGGUGGCCGGGCCGUUUUUAUGUUAUUCCAGGAAGGACAGAUGAUAUUGCUUCAGAUGAUGUCAUUAUAGGAAUUGUUCCACCAGGAGGAGCACGUCAAGCAUUUGCGUGUGGACAUAUAUUGCCAAUAGCAUAUGGUGUUAUUGAUUCAAAGAACGAUGCUGCUUGGACGUGGUUCUUUGAGCAAUUCAAGAUAGCAUACGGUGACAGGGAAAACAUGUGCAUCGUUUCAGGUAGAAAUGAGAGUAUCAUUAAAUCUGUAUCGAGAGUGUAUCCAGAUGUACCGCAUUUUGCAUGUGUAUGGCAUCUAUGGAACAACGUAUAUAAGAAAUUCAAAAAGAGCCAUGCAAAGUUGAGCGAGAUAUACUUCUCGAUGGCAAAAACAUACACACAAGCUGAAUUUGACUGUUUGAUGGAGAAGGUGGAGAAGGUAGAUAUUAGGGUGAAAGAAUACUUGGAGUUAGCUGGAUACGAAAAGUGGGCUAGGUUGUAUGCACCUGUUAACAGGGGAUGGACCAUGACGUCAAAUAUUGCUGAGUAA
Molecule: messenger RNA, 1116 nt
Organism: Nicotiana tabacum (common tobacco)
Lineage: Eukaryota; Viridiplantae; Streptophyta; Magnoliopsida; Solanales; Solanaceae
Source: RefSeq, a predicted model, not a curated record